CUCACGACUACACUCACGCACGCACGCACGCACGCACGCACGCACGCAUGCACGACGACUCGCCAAUCGCUGAUCCAACAACUCGUAGCUCCUGCCGCUUCAUUUCACUCUCCCUUGACUCACCACUCAGACUGCUCUCGCAUGCAUGCAGUGGUAGUCACAAGCAUCAGCAACACUUGACUGCCACACACAUCCACGCUCGGGCUGCCAACACCCGCACGCGCACAUCUAUUUUGCACCAACGUCGCUAGACCCGCUGCACGAGCAGACGCAGUCGAAACAUUUGCAGCGCCAAAUCCACCCCUCUCUGCCCCCCCCCAACACGCUCACCUUUUUGCGCACAAGGAUGGUGCAUCCAGCAGUGAUAGCGAGCGCAGUAACGGCAGGCGUAGCAGCAGCCGUAGCCUUCGAGCUGAGCGUGUUCAAACCGUGGAGAGAAGAGAAUUGGCCAGAUGGCGUACUACAGGGAGUCAAGUCAGAGUGGCACACUUUCAAACAGGAUCUGAGAGAGCUGACGGGUGAUAGGCGGGCGCAUACAGGCUAUGAUCAUAACGCCACGAAUGGCACGAGAAGGAGGAGAAGGAGGAGGCAGAGGAGAGAUGAACACGGUCAAAUUGUCGAUCAGACCGAAAGCGAGAGCGGGUCGGAAGACGAGCAUGAUGCGCGUGCGAGCGCCACUGGUGCGCGUGAGGGGAAUGAUGCGCUCAGAAGGAGGAACUUGAGCAGACAACAGAGAGAGGAAGAGAGGGAUUUGAGAGAACUUCAAAAGGAGAUCGAGGAGUUCGAGAUGCACGAAAGGGAUGUGAUAAGGAUGAGGCAAAGGAUGAAGCGAGAGUUUGAUCAAAAUGAAACUAGGAAUGGCAGCAGCAGCAGCAGCAGCAGCACGUCCCCGCGCAGCAAAAGGCCGCAAGGCGAUUCAUCGAUGGCGAUGUUCGAUCGCGCUUCUAGACCCUACAGCCACUCAUCUUCCAGCCUCGUCACCUCUGCUAAACAGAAGGAUCUGCCUCGUCCACCUUCACCACCAUCCAAGUCUAGUGCCAUCGCCUCGCCACAAGACCCGCAACACCCUCAUCAUCUCAUCGGCUCACCUAGCGCCUCGACAAACGCAUCGCCCAGCAUCCACAUCAAGUCCCUACCCGACGCAUCAUCGACUGCUCAAACCGAUGUGCGAGAAUCGCAUGUGGCACAAAGCAACGCUGCUCCUCGUUCCAUUUCUUCCUGGACCAACACCUUGCAUUCAGAUCUCGCAGACGCGAGCGACAACGUCUCUGCUGCUGCUGCUUCACCCACUACGAAUCCUUCCGUCGGUAGAGCUUCCGCUUCCGAAAUGUCGGAUUUGGAAGCUCCCCCAACAACGCUCUACACCCCCUCCAUCUCCUCACGCGAUGUGAACGGAGAUGGCGAUGGCGAGAGGAGAGAUCCUUUUACGUUCGUAUCUCCGCCAGACAGUGUGUGGGCAAUGUCGGAUGGAGGAGGUACAGAUGGAGGUUAUGGAGAUCAAGAUGAGGAGAUGAUUGGGGAUGAAGAAGGCAUGAAUGCGGCGCCAAACUCUGCUGCGGUCAACUGUUCACCUAAGGCCACAGCACAGGAUCCGUUCGAGGAUGAUGAGCUUGACCACGCACGAUCACCCAUGCACCUGCACCCGGACGGUCGUCACAUGCAGCCGAGCUUGAGAAACCAAUCUUCUACCAUGACGUUGCAAGAUCCUGCUCGAUCUAUCGGCAGUGCCGAGCUUGGUGCGCAAAGCGCAAUUUUACAGGAUCGAAGCACAUCCAACUCCUCUUCGGGCCUCCAGACCGCUGCGGAAUGGGAGUCCUUCUCAGGCAGCGGAACCUGGUUCAUGCCUUCGCCUUCGCCUACCGCUUCCGCACCCGCACCCGCACCCGCACCCGCAUCCGCAUCCGCAUCCGCACCCGCACCCGCACCCGCACCCGCACCCGCACCCGCACCCGCACCCGCACCCGCACCCGCAUCAACGUCGACGGCCGCACAGCGCUCCACUUUGCAGAGCAAGGCGCAAUUCGACGUAAAGACUGGUGCUGCCAUGUCAGAGCGCAAGGAAGCCAAUGUCGAUCGUGACGACGAGGAGAGCGAUGAGGAAUGGACUAGAAGCGGGGGCAGAAUGGGAGAUGCGACGGCGGCGACGGCGGCUACAGGCAGCAGCGUCGCGAGCGAUGAGGAGUGGGACAAGGUGAGCGAUGGAAAUGAUGCUUGAACAUCACCCUUUCGGGCCAGAAGUGG
Messenger RNA from Ceraceosorus guamensis, 2241 nucleotides. RefSeq lists its product as hypothetical. NCBI's taxonomy places the organism in Eukaryota, Fungi, Basidiomycota, Exobasidiomycetes, Ceraceosorales, Ceraceosoraceae. The record is from RefSeq and is a predicted model, not a curated record. Bases 347 to 2215 code for a protein of 622 amino acids. The transcript is spliced from 2 exons.